Molecule: messenger RNA, 938 nt
Organism: Drosophila miranda
Lineage: Eukaryota; Metazoa; Arthropoda; Insecta; Diptera; Drosophilidae
Exons: 2
Coding region: 379-750 (123 amino acids)
Source: RefSeq, a predicted model, not a curated record
CGUAAUACGUCUUCCUGAAGCCCGUCAAGAAAAUAAGCGCUGACGUGGUGGUUAAGUAUCUCGAAACUGAAUUAUUCAUGACGUUUGGUGUUCCCGAAACAAUCGUAUCUGAUAAUGGAUCCCAGUUCCGAUCCGAAUCGUUUCGUAAGAUUUUAAGUCGGUUUGAAAUAACACACACUUUAACGGCCGUGCAUUCACCGCAAGCGAACGCCUCUGAGCGUGUGAACCGGUCAGUGAUUAGCGGGAUCAGGGCGUACCUACGAACCGAUCAAAAGGAUUGGGACGAGCACCUAAGUCGCAUUUCAUGUGCGCUAAGAUCCGCGUCUCAUGCUAGUAUAGGGACUACCCCGUACUACAUGGUGUUUGUUUGGCCAGCAUAUGGUCACGGCCGGUUCGACAUAUUCGCUACUCAGGAAAUUAAAGUUACUAGACGAUCGAUCCUUGGUAUUCAACAGACCCGACUCGCUUGAAAUCAUACGCAAGGGCGCCUGUGUACAAAUGCAGAAGAUGCACGAUCAAAACGAGAAGCGAUACAACCUGCGCUCAAGACAAGUAGAUUUCGCCGUAGGUCAGGAAGUGUUCCGGAGGAACUUCAAGCAAAGCUGUUUCCAAACAGGGUACAGUGCCAAAUUCGGACAAGCGUUUGUGAAGGCUCGAGUUCGAAGAAAGCUUGGCGGUGCGUAUUAUGAAUUGGAAGACUUGCAAGGACGAUCUUUGGGGAACUACCACGCAAAGGACAUACGACAAUGAUAAGUCGCUUUAUGCGGUAUCAGCCUAGGAGAUGUAACCACCCCUAGUCUGAUCUGGUGGGGGGGCUUUGUAGCGGGCCUGAAGCGACGUAGAAGAAGUCGAUAGGUUUGGCGGGAAGGAUUAAUCGGCUAAGAUUUGAAAGAAAAAUUGAAAGUCAAGACCAUGAUAUCGAUCUCGGGGCCAGGGAU